CCAAAUGAGCCGUUUUCUACGAACAACGUCUCUCCGUUUUCAAAAUCUCACUGCCUUAUACUCGAUAGGAAAGUCCGUAAAAGGUCGCGAUUUAUGGGUAAUGGUUGUUUCUUCCUCGCCUUACGAACAUAUGAUCGGUAAACCAGAUGUGAAAUAUGUGGCCAAUAUACAUGGAAACGAAGCUGUUGGACGUGAAUUAAUGUUACAUCUGAUUCACUUUUUUGUGACGAAUUAUGGGUCAGAUCCGUAUAUUACAUGGCUAUUAGACAAUACUAGAAUUCAUAUUCUUCCGUCAAUGAAUCCCGAUGGCUUCGAAGUUUCAAAAGAAGGAUACUGUGAAGGUGGACAAGGCAGGUACAAUGCACGCGGUUUCGAUCUGAACCGUAACUUCCCCGACUACUUCAAGCAGAACAAUAAGAAAAGUCAACCAGAAACGGAAGCUGUGAAAGAGUGGGUCUCGAAAAUUCAAUUCGUUUUAUCCGGAAGUUUACACGGAGGUGCCUUGGUUGCUAGUUAUCCAUUCGAUAACACUCCAAAUUCGCUGUUUCAGAGUUAUACUUCCGCGCCGAGUAUUUCGCCAGAUGAUGACGUGUUUCAACACUUGUCGCUAGUAUAUUCGCGAAACCAUGGAUCUAUGUAUCAAGGACAGGCAUGUUCACCAUCUCAACUGGGAUUUAAAAAUGGUAUCACAAAUGGUGCUCAAUGGUAUCCGCUCACCGGAGGAAUGCAAGACUUCAAUUACGUGUGGAACGGUUGUAUGGAAAUCACGUUAGAACUUUCAUGCUGCAAAUAUCCGCCCGCUUCUGAUUUGCAAUUUUAUUGGGAGGAGAAUCGCGUUGCAUUGAUUAAGUUUUUGGCUGAGGUUCAUAAAGGAGUUCGUGGAUUCGUUGUUGAUGAAAACGGGAAUCCCAUUGAGAGAGCAUCUAUUAAGGUGAAGUCCCGAGAUGUUAGUUUCCUCACUACAAAAUAUGGCGAAUUUUGGAGGAUUUUAUUGCCAGGAGUGUACAAAUUAGAGAUAUAUGCAAAUGGAUAUCUUCCUCGUGAUGUUGAAUUUAGGGUAGCAGAACACCAUCCAACGUCUUUCAACGUAACACUAUAUAGAGUAAGCAGGCAUCCAAAUGAAGAUGACACUGGAUUUAACUUUUAUAAUGGAAACAGGGACAAUAUUAAUCGAGAUCAUGUGAUACACUUUCGACCACAUUCAGGAGCGAACACUGCUUCUGAAACAAAUAGCGGAAUUUUCUCAUCUCUUAGUAACGGAUUCAACUCGUUCGUUAGUAAUUGGUUUGGAUAA
Molecule: messenger RNA, 1294 nt
Organism: Habropoda laboriosa
Lineage: Eukaryota; Metazoa; Arthropoda; Insecta; Hymenoptera; Apidae
Product: carboxypeptidase M
Exons: 8
Coding region: 5-1294 (429 amino acids)
Biological process (GO): proteolysis
Cellular component (GO): cell surface
Molecular function (GO): zinc ion binding; metallocarboxypeptidase activity
Source: RefSeq, a predicted model, not a curated record